This is a messenger RNA of Mauremys reevesii (Reeves's turtle), 921 nucleotides long. RefSeq names its product ras homolog family member F, filopodia associated (gene RHOF). Bases 180 to 845 code for a protein of 221 amino acids. The transcript is spliced from 5 exons. Lineage: Eukaryota; Metazoa; Chordata; Testudines; Geoemydidae. Gene Ontology annotation, biological process: small GTPase-mediated signal transduction; cell migration. Gene Ontology annotation, molecular function: GTPase activity; GTP binding. The record is from RefSeq and is a predicted model, not a curated record.
GGGCAGCUCGGCCCCUUCCCCGCCCUCCUCAGCCCGGAGCUCGCGGAGAGCAGCGACCCCUGGCCGCACAGGGAGCCGCGCUGACAGAGAUGCCGCCUGCUGCCGCGGGGCUGCUGCUGCUCUAGAGCCGGGACCCCCCCCCCCGCACUCCGGGGCCCGCUGCUCCCCGCGCCCCGCACAUGGCGGUGCCGAACGGCUCCGUGCCCGGCGGGGAGCCCGGGCAGAGCGAGAGCAAGAGCCCGCCCGCCCCCUCCGGGAAGAAAGAGCUGAAGAUCGUGAUCGUGGGGGAUGGAGGCUGCGGGAAAACGUCUCUGCUCAUGGUGUACGCGAAGGGAGCCUUCCCGGAGAAAUAUGCACCUUCUGUAUUUGAAAAGUAUACCACCAGUAUUACCAUUGGCAACAAAGAAGUAAUUCUGAAUUUGUAUGACACUGCAGGGCAGGAGGAUUAUGAUCGGCUACGACCACUUUCAUACCAGAAUACAAACAUGGUCUUAAUUUGUUAUGAUGUUAUGAACCCUACUAGCUAUGAUAAUGUUUUAAUUAAGUGGUAUCCUGAAGUAAGUCACUUCUGCCGGGGAGUCCCUCUAAUACUCAUCGGCUGCAAAACAGACCUUCGAAAGGACAAAGAACAUUUACGUAAGCUCAUGUCUUCUGAGCAGGAACCAAUCACAUAUAACCAGGGUGAAGCAGCUUGUCAGCAGAUGAAGGCACAAGCUUAUUUGGAGUGCUCAGCCAAGUGUCGAGAAAACAUAGAGGAUAUUUUUAAAGAAGCAACAAACAUUGCAUUGAAUGCCAUGAAAAAAGCUAAGCGCCGAAAAAAGAGGAAACGGUGUUCAAUAUUAUGAUGAUCCAGACCACCGGGACUAUAGAAGAGCUUGUUAAAAUCUUGAUACAUUUAUUAUUAAUAGUUUAUUUUUAUAA